Molecule: messenger RNA, 3132 nt
Organism: Acanthosepion pharaonis
Lineage: Eukaryota; Metazoa; Mollusca; Cephalopoda; Sepiida; Sepiidae
Source: the annotation of a GenBank genome assembly
AUGACAGAUCGUCUCUUUCUCUCUCUGUCUUUCUCUCUCCCUACCUCUACCCUAUCUCUCUCCCCACGCUCUCUCUCGUUCUACCUGCUCUCUCUCUCUCUCUCUACCCCUCUCUCUCUCUCUCUCUCUCUCUCUCUCUCUCUCUCUAUCAUUUUUCGUUAUUUUCCCGACGCACUUUCAUUCUUUCUUUUUGUCUUUCUCUACAUCAUUUUUCGUAAUUUGUCCGACGCGCUUCCAUUCUUUCUUUUUGAUUUUCUCUACAUCAUUUUUCGUUAUUUGCCCGACGCACAUUCAUUCUUUCUUUUUGUCUUUCUCUACAUCAUUUUUCGUUAUUUGCCCGACGCACUUUCAUUCUUUCUUUUUGUCUUUCUCUACAUCAUUUUUCGUUAUUUGUCCGACGCACUUUCAUUCUUUCUUUUUGUCUUUCUCUACAUCAUUUUUCGUUAUUUGUCCGACGCACUUUCAUUCUUUCUUUUUGUCAUUCUCUACAUCAUUUUUCGUUAUUUGCCCGACGCACUUUCAUUCUUUCUUUUUGUCUUUCUCUACAUCAUUUUUCGUUAUUUGUCCGACGAGCUUUCAUUCUUUCUUUUUGUCUUUCUCUACAUCAUUUUUCGUUAUUUGCCCGACGUGCUUUCAUUCUUUCUUUUUGUCUUUCUCUACAUCAUUUUUCAUUAUUUGUCCGACGGGCUUUCAUUCUUUCUUUUUGUCUUUCUCUACAUCAUUUUUCGUUAUUUGCCCGACGCACAUUCAUUCUUUCCUUUUGUCUUUCUCUACAUCAUUUUUCGUUAUUUGUCCGACGCGCUUUCAUUAUUUCUUUUUGUCUUUCACUACAUCAUUUCUCGUUAUUUGUCCGACGCACUUUCAUUCUUUCUUUUUGUCUUUCUCUACAUCAUUUUUCGUUAUUUGCCCGACGCACUUUCAUUCUUUCUUUUUGUCUUUCUCUACAUCAUUUUUCGUUAUUUGCCCGACGCACAUUCAUUCUUUUUUUUGUCUCUCUCUACAUCAUUUUUCGUUAUUUGCCCGACGCACUUUCAUUCUUUCUUUUUGUCUUUCUCUACAUCAUUUUUCGUUAUUUGUCCGACGCACAUUCAUUCUUUCUUUUUGUCUUUCUCUACAUCAUUUUUCGUUAUUUGCCCGACGCACUUUCAUUCUUUCUUUUUGUCUUUCUCUACAUCAUUUUUCGUUAUUUGUCCGACGCACUUUCAUUCUUUCUUUUUGUCUUUCUCUACAUCAUUUUUCGUUAUUUGCCCGACGUGCUUUCAUUCUUUCCUUUUGUCUUUCUCUACAUCAUUUUUCGUUAUUUGUCCGACGCGCUUUCAUUCUUUCUUUUUGCCUUUCACUACAUCAUUUCUCGUUAUUUGUCCGACGCACUUUCAUUCUUUUCUUUUUUGUCUUUCUCUACAUCAUUUUUCGUUAUUUGCCCGACGCACUUUCAUUCUUUCUUUUUUGUCUUUCUCUACAUCAUUUUUCGUUAUUUGCCCGACGCACUUUCAUUCUUUCUUUUUUGUCUUUCUCUACAUCAUUUUUCGUUAUAUGCCCGACGCACUUUCAUUCUUUCUUUUUUGUCUUUCUCUACAUCAUUUUUUCAUCAUUUUUCGUUAUUUGCCCGAAGCACUUUCAUUCUUUUUUUUUUUUUUUUUCUUAUUUGCCCGACAUCAUUUUUUUUUUUGUCUUUCUCUACAUCAUUUUUCGUUAUUUGUCCGACGCACUUUCAUUCUUUCUUUUUUGUCUUUCUCACAUCAUUUUCGUUUUUGUCCGACGCGCUUUCAUUUCUUUCUUUUUGUCUUUCUCUACAUCAUUUUUCGUUAUUUGUCCGACGCACUUUCAUUCUUUCUUUUUUGUCUUUCUCUACAUCAUUUUUCGUUUUUUGUCCGACGCGCUUUCAUUCUUUUCUUUUUGUCUUUCUCUACAUCAUUUUUCGUAAUUUGUCCGACGCUCUUUCAUUCUUUCUUUUUUGUCUUUCUCUACAUCAUUUUCGUAAUUUGUCCGACGCGCUUUCAUUCUUUCUUUUGUCUUUCUCUACAUCAUUUUUUUUAUUUGUCCGACGCGCUUUCAUUCUUUCUUUUUGUCUUUCUCUACAUCAUUUUUUUUUUGUCCGACGCUUUCAUUCUUUCCGACGUCUUUCUUUCAUUUUUCGUUAUUUGCCCGACGCACUUUUUCUUUUUUUUUUUGUCUUUCUCAUCAUUUUUCGUUAUUUGUCCGACGCGCUUUCAUUCUUUCUUUUGUCUUUCUCUACAUCAUUUUUCGUUUUGUCCGACGCUUUUCAUUCUUUCAUCAUUUUCAUUUUCGUUAUUUGUCCGACGCGCUUUCAUUCUUUCUUUUUGUCCUUCUCUACAUCAUUUUUCGUUAUUUGUCCGACGCACUUUCAUUCUUUCUUUUUGUCUUUCUCUACAUCAUUUUUCGUUAUUUGCCCGACGCGCUUUCAUUCUUUUCUUUUUGUCUUUCAUUUUUCGUUAUUUGUCCGACGCGCUCAUUUUUCGUUUGUUGCCCUACAUCAUUUUUCGUUAUUCUUUUUCAUUUUUCUUUUGUCUUUCUCUACAUCAUUUUUCGUUAUUUGCCCGACGGGCUUUCAUUCUUUCUUUUUUUUUUGUCUUUUUUCGUUACAUAUUUUUUUUUUUGUCUUUCUCUACAUCAUUUUUCGUUAUUUGCCCGACUUUCAUUCUUUCUUUUUGUCUUUCCGUACAUAUUUUUUUGUUAUUUGUCCGUCGAACUUACUUACUUCCAUUCUGUUUCUUUCUUUCUUUCUUUCUUUCUUUCUUUCUUUCUUUCUUUCUUUCUGGUUCAUUCUUUCAAUCUUUACGUUAUUUUUUCUUUAUUUUUCCAUUUAAUUAUGCUUUUUUCUUAAAUAAUUUUCUAGAAUUUUUCUUUCUUUCAUUUCGCCUUUCUCGACAAAAUAAUUCACUAUUUUUCCAUCGAUCUUUCUUUCUCUCUUUUUCCUUCUUCCUUUCGUUCAUUUUACGUUAUUUUUACUUCGCUCUAUUCACAUCAACUUAUUUGUUUCAAUACUUUAAUAUCUAUCUAUCUAUCUAUCUAUCUAUCUAUCUAUCUAUCUAUCUAUCUAUCUAUCAGUCUAUCACCUGUAGGCUAGAGAAUCCAAAUGAAGUCAAAUAUAUUCGCAUUUGUCUCGAUUAA